AUGACCGUAGCACAGAGCCGUGCUCCGCUCGGUGCGACACAGGUGCUCCCCAGCACCACGGCAAGCUCGGACAAGAUGGGAGGCGCGCGGCCACGCACGCGCGCUGCGGCGCGCGAGGAAGAGCGCCAGAAAAGCGGUCCCGAGCCGCCGGCACGGCCGGCGCAGCGGCUGAAGCAUACGUGCCCGUCGGACAGCGACGAGGACGAGCGCCCGCCGAGGCGUACGUCUGCGCGCCUCGGCGGGUGUGCGGGUGCGCCGCCGCGGACGCGCCGCCGCGUCGACGACAACAAGGAAAAUAUUGCACCGGUGCGCUCCGUCACCCCGGGCGUACUCCGCGAAGAGGCGCAGGUGCGCCGCGCCGGCCGGGCGUUUGGCAGUGCGAUUGCGAUGCGGACGCGGGCGCGUGCGCGUGAAACGGACGAGGAGGAAGAGACGCAGGACGAGGCGGCGCGGGACGAGGAAAAGGAUGAGCCCCAAGCGGCCGUGUCGCUGCCUACGCCGCCGCGCACGCCGUCGCGUGUGCGCCACGCCGAUUUUUCCACGACGCCCAGCUCAUCUGAGACGGCCCAUUCCACGCUCUUUGACCUCGGAAGCGCGAGCAGCGCGGCCACGACACCGGCCACGACGCCGACCAAGAAUACCCCUUCCCUCUAUGCUCAGGCUCGUGCGCUGCUCCGCGACGGUGCCGAGGCGCCGUUGGUGGGCCGCGAGCGCGAGCGCAGCAUCCUGCAUACCUUUCUCGAUGGGUGGCUGCGUGCGGACGCUCCAGCGACGUCGGGAUGCCUGUACAUUUCCGGCAUGCCGGGCACCGGCAAAACGGCGCUCGUGCGCUCGGUGCUGGCCGAGCGUGCCGGUGCGCAGGUCCAGACUGCGCUGAUCAACUGUGUCGGCCUGUCGCACCCCCACCAGGUCGCUUCCGAGAUCCUGGCGGUGCUGGGCGUGCCCCGCAGCGACGAUGCCGGGCGUGAUCUCGAGAUCCUCGAGGCGGAGCUCGAGCGCCGGGCGCAGCACGAGCUGAUCAUUGUGCUCGACGAGCUCGACCACCUGCUGCAUACCCGUGUCCACCAAAAUGUGCUGUACCGGCUCUUUUGCCUGCCGAGCCGCGUGCGUCCGUCGGCGCGUGUCGGCCUGAUUGGCAUUGCCAACUCGCUCGACCUGACGGAGCGCUUUGUCCCGCUGCUCUCGAGCCGCGGCGUGCAGCCCGAGCAGAUGCAGUUCCAGCCGAUGGGCGCCGCCGAUGUCUGCGCGGUGGUGCACGGGCGUAUGGACAUGCUCGGCAUCGACGCGCCACUCUUUUCGCGUCCUGCCCUCGAGCUGCUCGCACGAAAGCUCACGGCCGUGUCGGGCGACCUGCGCCGCGCGCUCGAUACCUGCCGCCAGGCGCUGGACCUCGCCGAGGCCGAGCAGGCGUCGAAAGGGCUCAGCGACACGGUGCGCGUGCAGCCCCAGCACAUCCUGCGUGUGCUCUCGCACAUGGCCGGGCACGCGCAGAUUGCGCGCGUGCGUGCGCUCGGCGUGCACGCCAAGCUCCUGCUCCUUGCCUGGGUCACGAUCCAGGAGCGUGCGGCCGCGCAGCUGAACCCCAGCACGGUCGACGGCGGCGUGCGCAUUGCCGAGCUCGAGACGGCGUACCACGCGAUGCUCCAUGACGACGCCGGGUUCGUAUCGCCUCUCGAGACCUCGGAGCUGCUCGACGUGCUCGACCGCCUCGAGGCCCAGGGGCUGAUCCGUAUCUAUGCCGAGGCGACGGGCGGCAGUGCCCCCCAGGCCUUUUCUAAGUGCGGCGGCAGCCGCUCCGGCACGCCCGUCCGCCGCGUCUCGCCAAGCGGCAAGCGCGCAGCGGCGAAGCAGCUCCUCGGCACGAACCGCCGCGUGGUCCCGUCGCUGGACCGCGACAGCAUCGUCAAGGCGCUCACCACGCGUGGCGAGGCGCACGAUGAGCAGCACACGCCGACGGUCGUCGAGGCGAUGUGCCGCCUGCUGCGCCAUGCCCAGGACCGCGUUGCGCGUGCGACGCUCUGGCGCGUCGAGCAGCCGGAGCGCGAGCACAUCCGCAACGAAGAGCUGGGCGGCGGCCGUUCGGCGCUCCCCACAAUCCCUCUGUAG
This is a messenger RNA of Malassezia japonica, 2106 nucleotides long. RefSeq names its product AAA ATPase (gene CDC6). The coding region runs from base 1 to 2106 and encodes 701 amino acids. NCBI's taxonomy places the organism in Eukaryota, Fungi, Basidiomycota, Malasseziomycetes, Malasseziales, Malasseziaceae. The transcript has a single exon. Gene Ontology annotation, molecular function: ATP hydrolysis activity; DNA replication origin binding. Gene Ontology annotation, biological process: mitotic DNA replication checkpoint signaling. The record is from RefSeq and is a predicted model, not a curated record. Gene Ontology annotation, cellular component: nucleus.